AUGGAACUGGCUCUUGUUUUGCUUCUUGCAGUCGCAGCAGCUGGCUGUGGCAUUCCCACCUCCGCUCCUAGCAUCAGUAGGGUCAUAAACGGGGAAGAAGCCCGGCCUUACAGCUGGCCAUGGCAGGUUUCUCUGGAGUCGUUCUUCCCCACCUGUGGAGGUACUCUAAUCGCGGAAAACUGGGUCAUGACAGCCGCACACUGCAUAACGUUCCACACCUACAGAGUGGUCCUGGCAGAGCAUGACAUGAAGACCGAUGAGGGCCACGAGCAGUCAAUCAUGGUGGGCAAGAUGAUCCUUCACCCUGACUGGAACGGUAACUGUGUCUCCUGUGGGAAUGACAUUGCUCUGCUGAAGCUGGAGAGGAGUGCUUCGAUCAAUGACAAAGUCCAGCUGGCCUGCCUUCCAGAGAGUGGUGCCAUUCUAACCCACAACCAGCCCUGUUACGUUACCGGCUGGGGCCGCCUCUACUCUGGUGGUCCAGCAGCCACCCAACUGCAACAGGCAAUGCUUCCUGUGGUGGAGCACAGUGUCUGCAGGCAGAGUGACUGGUGGGGUAGCUCUGUAAAGACCACCAUGAUCUGUGCUGGGGGAGGGAGCAAAUCCGCCUGUCAUGGUGACUCAGGUGGGCCUCUGAGCUGUCAGGACAAAGAUGGUGAGUGGUACGUCCAGGGGGUAACCAGCUUUGUAGAUGGUAAAGGCUGCAACACCCCCCAGAAACCCACUGUCUUCACCCGCGUGGCCUCCUUCAUCCCCUGGAUCAGCCAGACAAUGGCUCAAAAUUGAAAUAAAUCUCCAAUCCUACAUACUGUAUAAUAAACCAGUCCUGAACAAUAAAAUGC
Messenger RNA from Esox lucius (northern pike), 842 nucleotides. RefSeq names its product chymotrypsin-like elastase family member 3B. The record is from RefSeq and is a predicted model, not a curated record. NCBI's taxonomy places the organism in Eukaryota, Metazoa, Chordata, Actinopteri, Esociformes, Esocidae. Gene Ontology annotation, molecular function: serine-type endopeptidase activity. The coding region runs from base 1 to 786 and encodes 261 amino acids. Gene Ontology annotation, biological process: proteolysis. The transcript has 8 exons.